AUGGGUGUUUUUAUGGUAAUAAGAACCAUUUUUGCUAUUGUUCUCAUAUUGGCUGAGGUUUUCAUCAUUUGUUUUACUGGAGAACAUCUUAAUUACAAAAGUAAAUCAAUUGUCAAUGCAGCAUACGAAUUGACGUGGUAUGAUAUACCGUCACAUCAGAGUAAAAUGUUAAUACUAAUAAUAAUGAGAUCUCAGAAGCAACUGACAAUAUCGGCAGGAAAAAUGAUGGAUAUGUCAUUCGAAACUUAUACAAACGAAAAAAGAUAUUUCUGCGGAGAUCGUCGGAUGUUUUCGGACAUUGACCCUUUAUCAACAAGUUAUGCAUUCAAUAUGUAUAGACACAUAUUCUGGAUAUAAGCAUAUUUGAAACUAAAUAUUUAUGACUUCAA
Acromyrmex echinatior (Panamanian leafcutter ant) is the source of this 389-nucleotide messenger RNA. RefSeq names its product odorant receptor 13a-like. Gene Ontology annotation, cellular component: plasma membrane. Gene Ontology annotation, molecular function: odorant binding; olfactory receptor activity. Lineage: Eukaryota; Metazoa; Arthropoda; Insecta; Hymenoptera; Formicidae. The record is from RefSeq and is a predicted model, not a curated record. Gene Ontology annotation, biological process: sensory perception of smell; detection of chemical stimulus involved in sensory perception of smell.